AUGGUACCAGCGUUCUUGUAUUCCAGUGUACCUGAGUUCCCGAGUCCCAGAGUCGAGAGUACGAGCGUUCCAGAGUACGAGAGUUCCAGAGUACGAGCGUUCCAGAGUACGAGCGUUCCAGAGUUCCAGAGUACCAGCGUUCCAGAGUACGAGCGUUCCUGUUCCUGUGCCGGUUUUCUUGGUUACUGGAUUUCUGGAUUAGCGGAUUUACCAGAUUGGCUAAUACUAAGUUUCGGAAAGGUGUUGGUUUUCUUGGUUAAUGGAUUUCUAGAAAGUCAUGGAACAGUUGGAUUGAUUACAUUGAAUCGGCCAAGGCAAUUGAAUGCUUUAUCAAGUGAUUUAUUUAAUGAUGUUAAUGACGCAUUGGAAAAGUAUGAUAGUGACCCGGAAAUUAGAGCAAUUGUAAUUACUGGAAGUGAAAAGGCUUUUGCUGCUGGAGCAGACAUUCAAGAAAUGGCAGAUAAAACUUUUGCAGAAGUUUAUAAGACAAAUUUUCUUUGGCAUUGGGGGAAAAUUAAUGAAAUAAAAAAGCCAAUUAUUGCUGCUGUUAAUGCAAUGAGUUGUGAUAUAAUUUAUGCAGGUGAAAAGGCUAUAUUUGGUCAACCUGAAAUUAAAUUAGGUGUAAUACCAGGUGCUGGUGGAACUCAAAGACUUACAAGAGCGAUUGGUAAAUCAAAAGCAAUGGAAAUAAUUCUUACGGGUAAAAAUUUUACAGCUCAAGAAGCAGAACAAUGGGGACUUGUAAGUAAGAUAUUCCCGGUGGAUAAAUUACUUGAUGAAUCAAUUAAACUUGGUCAAGAAAUUGCUGGAUUUUCACAGCCAGUCACCCAAGCUGCUAAAGAGUCCAUUAAUAAAUCAUUUGAAUUAUCGUUAAAAGAAGGAAAUCAUUUUGAAAGAAGAUUGUUCCAAACUCUUUUUGCAUUGAAAGAUAAGUUUGAAGGUAUGGAGGCAUUCCUCAAGAAACGUCUACCACAAUGGAAACACGAAUAA
This is a messenger RNA of Entrophospora sp. SA101, 990 nucleotides long. The record is from the annotation of a GenBank genome assembly. Lineage: Eukaryota; Fungi; Glomeromycota; Glomeromycetes; Entrophosporales; Entrophosporaceae.